This is a messenger RNA of Diachasma alloeum, 3058 nucleotides long. It is a transcript of the gene dpa, whose product is annotated as DNA replication licensing factor MCM4. Gene Ontology annotation, cellular component: MCM complex; nucleus. Lineage: Eukaryota; Metazoa; Arthropoda; Insecta; Hymenoptera; Braconidae. The transcript has 8 exons. Bases 96 to 2807 code for a protein of 903 amino acids. The record is from RefSeq and is a predicted model, not a curated record. Gene Ontology annotation, biological process: DNA replication; mitotic DNA replication initiation; DNA strand elongation involved in DNA replication. Gene Ontology annotation, molecular function: single-stranded DNA helicase activity; ATP hydrolysis activity; single-stranded DNA binding.
CACGCGGGAAAACCCUGGCGAGACAGCGGGGGAACCAACAGUUAGCGUCUUAACGUCUUAUGUAGGUUAGUGAUCUACCAUUACUUAGAUGUUGGAUGAUACUUACCCCAAUUAAUAGCUAUCGAUCGAUUGAAAUGUCGAGCCCUAUGAGACCACCUACAACACCAGGCAUUCCAGAUGAAGAACAAGUGCCAAGUAAUGAAAAGCAAAGAAUACAGUCGAGGAUUCCGUCAUCGAAUACUUCUCAAAGUAUUACUCCCAGGAAGAUGUCUUACCAACAAGGCUUACAAAGAGCUUCAGUGCCUUCAUUAGUAUCUACUCCUCAACGGCGCCAUGGGAGUCAACGUGUUACUCAAGAAACCAUUGCAGCUUCGUCGGAGGGUCCAGCUUCGAUUCCCGCCAGUUCACCCAAUCGAAUUCUGCAGACAAGUCCUACGGCUGGGAUGAGUGACGUCGACUUGUCGUCACCACUCAAUUAUGGUACGCCAAGUUCGUUGGGAUCCAUCAGGACUCCAAGGAGUGGAAUUCGGGGGACUCCAGUUAGACAGAGAGCUGACAUCAGAACAGAUAAAAGGAUUCGACAAGUCAAUGUCGCUGAACCGAUUCCAGAGGAAGUUAAUGGAACAAAAACUUCUGAAAGCGAAUCCGCAGGUCCUCAGCUUGUUAUCUGGGGAACCAAUGUUGUGGUGAAUCGGUGCAAGGAACAGUUCAAGCAUUUUAUUCAACGCUUUAUUGAUCCUGAUCCCGAAAAUGAUGAAUUGACCGACGAUUUGAACAGGAGUGAACCCCUAUAUCUCCAAAAGCUUCAAGAAAUCCAUACACUCGAAGAGCCAUACCUCAAUAUCAAUUGUGCCCACCUAGAGAGUUUUGAUGAACAAUUCUACCAGCAGCUCAUCUGCUAUCCUCAAGAGGUUAUUCCCACAAUGGAUAUGGCAGCUAAUGAAAUGUUCUUUGAGAAAUUUCCCGCUGCAGUACUGGAACAUCAGAUACAAGUAAGACCCUUCAAUGUCGCGAAAACUAAGAAUAUGAGGAUGUUGAAUCCAGAAGAUAUUGAUCAGCUGAUAACGAUCUGUGGAAUGGUUAUAAGGACAUCGAAUGUAAUGCCAGAAAUGAGGGAGGCCUUUUUUAGAUGCAUUGUUUGCUUGUUUUCAACAAUGGUGGAAGUUGAUCGAGGUAGAAUAGCCGAACCAACUGUCUGCACCCAUUGCAAUAAUAAUUAUUGCUUCAGCCUCAUUCAUAAUCGUAGUCAUUUUUCGGAUAAACAAAUGAUCAAGCUACAAGAAUCUCCGGAUGAUAUGGCUGCUGGACAGACACCCCAUACUGUGCUUUGUUUUGCACAUAACGAUCUCGUUGACGCUGUAUCCCCUGGUGAUCGCGUUUCUGUUACUGGAAUUUAUCGAGCCAUGCCCAUUCAACUUAAUCCCAGAAUGUCUAAUGUUCGCGCUGUUUAUAAGACUCAUAUUGAUGUUGUCCACUUCAGGAAACAAGAUGCACAGAGGUUGUACGAGCAGGAAGAAGGUAAAGAUCACAUCUUCCCUGAAGAGAGGUUGAAACUCUUGAAAGAACUAUCGUUAAAAGAAGAUGUAUACGAACGCCUUGCUCGUUGCAUUGCACCAAGUAUCUACGAAAAUGAGGAUAUAAAAAAGGGAAUACUGCUUCAGUUGUUCGGUGGCACGAAGAAAACACAUGUGACAUCAGGGAGAACUCAUUUCCGUUCAGAGCUAAAUAUUUUACUCUGUGGAGAUCCUGGUACCAGUAAAUCGCAGUUGCUGCAGUUUGUUUUCAAUUUAGUUCCACGAUCACAGUAUAGCAGUGGGAAAGGAUCUAGUGCGGUAGGUUUAACUGCUUAUGUUACAAAAGAUCCGGAAACCCGCCAGCUUGUACUUCAAACUGGAGCGUUGGUUCUUGCCGAUAAUGGUAUUUGCUGCAUUGAUGAAUUCGAUAAAAUGAAUGACAGCACUCGUUCUGUGUUACACGAAGUCAUGGAGCAACAGACGCUUAGUAUUGCGAAAGCCGGUAUUAUCUGUCAGUUGAAUGCUCGUACAAGUAUUUUGGCUGCAGCCAAUCCCGACGAGUCUCAGUGGAAUAAAAAUAAAACGGUAAUUGAGAAUGUGAAGCUGCCGCAUACAUUGAUGUCUCGUUUCGAUUUAAUAUUCUUAAUGUUGGAUCCUCAAAGUGAGCAGUUCGAUCGGAAAUUGGCUAAACAUUUGGUGUCGCUGUACCUCACGGAUGAAGAAGAACCGGAGGAUGAAAUUUUCGACUUGGGGAUUCUGCGCGAUUAUCUUGCAUUUGCCAAGGAACACAUCCAUCCUACUUUGAGUGAAGAAGCUCAGCAACGUUUGGUUCAAGCAUAUGUAGACAUGAGAAGAGUUGGGAGUGGUAGAGGCCAAAUAACGGCUUAUCCGAGGCAACUAGAGUCACUCAUUCGUUUGUCAGAGGCUCAUGCUAAAGUCCGCUUCAGUCAGGUUGUAGAAGUCGUGGAUGUGGAAGAAGCAUGGAGGCUGCAUCGGGAAGCAUUGAAACAGUCGGCCGUUGAUCCAUUGAGUGGAAAAAUCGAUGUCAGUAUUUUGACGACGGGUAUUUCAGCAGCUGCGAGAAAACGACGGAAUGAAGUGACAGAAGCGCUAAGGAAAUUGAUUGAAUCAAAAGGGAAAGUUGCUUCGCUCAAUUAUCAAAAGAUUCUAAGCGAAUUGAAAGAGAGUAUGGAAAUUCUGGUAACGCGAGACAUGUUUGAGGAUUCCCUGAAAGAACUGCAGGAUAACGGCUUUGUUAUGGUUGUUGGGAGGAAUACUAUUCGUGUCUGCUAAUCAUAUUGUCAGUUGUUACGGCUGUGUAACCUGACUCCUGAAUUAUUGAUAUCAAUCGUCUGUCGAAUAGCACAGGUUCAUUGAAGGUCCUGUCAUUUUUCUUGUAUUGAACUUUAUUGUCAUUUCUACUCAAAAUUGUUUGUUCAAACGAAUCGAAUGGAUGCUUCAUAUUUCACCAUAAGUGUUACAUUUUUUUACCAUUGUAAUGAAUAAUUUUUGUGUUACUUGCUAAUAAACAUAAUUUUUUGAUU